This is a messenger RNA of Maudiozyma saulgeensis, 537 nucleotides long. NCBI's taxonomy places the organism in Eukaryota, Fungi, Ascomycota, Saccharomycetes, Saccharomycetales, Saccharomycetaceae. The record is from the annotation of a GenBank genome assembly.
AUGAGUGAUAGACUAAGUUAUGAAAAGGUAUCCCAGUUUGCAAAUGUCAAGGUACCACAGGAUAUCGAAGAUGAAAUGUUAAAUGUAUAUGCUACAUAUAGCAUUGAACAUGAUAUGAAUACUAAUGAUUUAGAACCUUAUUUCAAAGAUCUAGAGCUACCGAAAGAUCUGUACAAAUUAAUAAGGAAGGAAGACCUAGUUAUCGAAGGUACCAAUAUUAUUGAUUUUCAAUUACUAAUUAGAAGUACGUACCAUAUUUUGAUAUACAUUGAUAAUGGAGAUGUUAUUAAGAACUUAUGGACUACAAUGAUCAAAAAUUCUGGGAGAGAUGUUCAGUUUCCAAAUACCAAACUAACAGACCAUGUUCUCAGUGUGAAAGAUCUUCAGAAAAUAUCCAAUGUUAUAGGCGUUUCAGACCAAUCUGGUCUGAUACAAAUGAUGAGUUGCGCUACAGAAGGAAAUAGAUUGUUUAUUACAUAUCUAGACUUUGCAUCUGUAUUAGGGAAAUUGGGUUUACUACGGUAUAGGAAAGCUUAA